UGCAGAUCUGUUUUUCUUGGUCGAAGAACCCAGCCAGGGUUCUACUCAAAUUUACCACCCAGAUACCCAGACACACUUAUCACCCCAUUAAAAAGAAGCUGGUCACCUGCCUACAUGUGUGGAAGACGCACGUUGUGGAUGGCGGCACUGCCACGUUGAAACGGGGCCGGGACUCGGGAGAGCCUUUCCUCCUGAGCAGGUGACUAGCCUCCACAGCGAUAGACGCGGUCUCUUACUAGCUCGCUAAAUUGUCUUAGGGGAGUAAUUCUCUAAAACGCGCGACCUAGUUGCUGUGCCUAUUCUCCUCGGUAUAAGUCGGAGUGUGAGGUGCAUCGUGGCGCAGGAAGCCGUUUCGUCUCACUUGCAAAAUCCUACCAUGACAGUGUUAUUUCCUACGAACUGGCUCAGCGCAGUGGUUUCCGCGAUUAGGAGGCCGGUCAGAUUUAUUACGACCAUUUUUUGGUUAAUUGCAUCUGUCGUCUUCUCAUUGCUUGCACCAUCUGUCCCCCACUCAUCAUCGAACAACCUCAAUUUCGGCCGUCUCCCAUCCCCUUCACCAUUGAACAAAAUCCUUCCCACUUCAUUGUUAACUUCUGGAGUACGCCCAAAACGAUUUCACUCUCACAAUGACAGCUCUAGAAAAGUUCCAGUGUACCAUGCAUUAAGCCUUGGUGCCGGAAGCAUCGAAGCUGAUGUUCGAGUUGUGAAUAGUUCCUUGCUGGUGGGGUGGAGUAACGAUCCAGACGUCACAUUCGUGUCUUCGUAUGUGAAGCCUCUCGAAGCCCUGUUAGACGCGUGUAAUUCAAAGGCUGGGGGACGCAAAAGGGGGAUCUAUGACGUUGCUCCCGAGCUACCGCUUCAGUUAAUGAUCGAUUUGAAAUCGGAUGUUCAGGUAUCAUUUCCGAUGGUCUUUGAGGCGCUGGAACCUCUCAGAAAGAAAGGAUAUCUGACCACAUACUACUGUCAAACGGGACAGAUUCAUUACUCUGCGAUAACCGUGAUAAUCACUACUCAUGCAAACGUAUUCGAACUAGUUGAGGCACUCGAAGCACGGGACAUGUUUAUGGACGCUCCGCUACUAAACAUCAGGGAUCCAUCUCUCACUCCAACGAUCAGCCCUACAGCUCACAUGUCCUUCAUUCGUCACUUUGGGAACGGAUGGAUGAUAGGGCGGCACCGUCAGGAACUGCGGAGACUCAUUGAUGCCGCUCAUGAGAAAGGGAUCAUGGUUCGUAUCUGGGAUGUUCCCAAUAGUCCAAAGUGGUUCAGAAAUCGGAUAUGGAGGAUGCUGUUAGAUGAGGGUGUGGAUUGGUUGAACGCGGACGAUAUUGACGCAGCCGCUGCUUUCUGAGUCUGGCAUCACCAUGAG
Cantharellus anzutake is the source of this 1369-nucleotide messenger RNA. RefSeq lists its product as uncharacterized. Gene Ontology annotation, molecular function: phosphoric diester hydrolase activity. The record is from RefSeq and is a predicted model, not a curated record. The coding region runs from base 377 to 1351 and encodes 324 amino acids. Gene Ontology annotation, biological process: lipid metabolic process. NCBI's taxonomy places the organism in Eukaryota, Fungi, Basidiomycota, Agaricomycetes, Cantharellales, Hydnaceae. The transcript has 7 exons.